This is a messenger RNA of Macroventuria anomochaeta, 1278 nucleotides long. RefSeq lists its product as uncharacterized. Gene Ontology annotation, molecular function: G protein-coupled receptor activity. Gene Ontology annotation, biological process: adenylate cyclase-activating G protein-coupled receptor signaling pathway. The transcript is spliced from 4 exons. NCBI's taxonomy places the organism in Eukaryota, Fungi, Ascomycota, Dothideomycetes, Pleosporales, Didymellaceae. Gene Ontology annotation, cellular component: plasma membrane. The record is from RefSeq and is a predicted model, not a curated record. The coding region runs from base 1 to 1278 and encodes 425 amino acids.
AUGGCGACGUCCACACCAGAGGCGCUCGCUGCCUGGGAUCCGGCAAGCUCGAUACCUACCUUGAUUGGUAGCUUACUUUCUCUUGUUGCGACUGCGGUCGUCAUCUUGCUUUGGACUUUUGCCGGCGGCAAGAAGAGGCGUGACUUCCGCUACGCUUUGAUCUUGAACCUCACGGUAGCCGAAUUCCUUAAUUGUCUAAAUAAUUCCGUCUCUGGCAUUGCUGCCGUUGCAAGACGAAGACCACUGCUACCAGGCACCGCCUGCAAAGUCAAUGGCUGGGCCGGUCAAUUCUCGGUGCAGGCCGUCGACUUUUCUAUACUCGCUAUCACGCUCAUCACGCUACUUACGAUCCAACUACGCUCCUUUAUCAUCUACGCUUCGGCUACAACCAAAGCGCUCAUAUGCCUCUCGAUCUGGAUCGUUCCGCUCUGCACCAGUAUCUUCGCAUGGACGAAGAAGUACUACGGCCCAGUAUCCGGCAACUGGUGCUGGAUCGAGAGGCAAUACCUACAACAACGUUACACUCUCAACCACGGCUGGCGCUUUGCCAUCUUUCUCAUCUCGCUGUGUACCUACGUCUACGUCUUCAUAUACAUGAGCCGCCGCCUCCGUCCCCAGGGCCUUUCAAAUCUCAGCUCAAGCAUCCCAGAUGACCUUGACUACGAAAAGCUCGACAACAAGACCCGGGACGAUGCCGUACUCGCUGGUUGCGGUACGACACCGCGCAUCAGUCUCGAUGCAGGUUCAGACAGCCCUACCGCCGGACAAGGUACAAAGAAGCACCGCCGUGCGGUGAGCAGCUUCAGCUUCGCCCGCAAUCUCCAGGUCAACACCGCUCCACAAACCGUCCAUGGCGACGACCACGCAACCACACCUCACAUGGACGACAUCACCUCGCCGGAAGAGACGCAUGCUCUCGUCGACCUCGAGAAAGGCUUACCACACGCCCCUACCGAGCCACCGUUUACCGCACUACCCAUCCGCCGUGCUGUCACCCGCCCAGAUAACAAAGCCAAGGCCGACCGCGAAAUCUGGAAGAUGCUGCUUCUGAACAUGUACCCCGUCACUUACCUCAUCCUCUGGCUGCCAGGUAUCGCCAAUCGUAUCGCAGAAGGCAUGGGCCACAAUGUCAGGGCACUGGUCAUCCUGCAGAGCAGCACGCAGUUUAUCGGUCUUGCUAAUGCAGCUGUCUAUUUGUAUACAGAGCACAGGCGCCAUGUAAGGGAGUGGUGGGGAGGCAUCAAGGGGAGAAAGGCCGCUAAAGGCUGCAAAGGCUAA